Caenorhabditis auriculariae is the source of this 1002-nucleotide messenger RNA. Lineage: Eukaryota; Metazoa; Nematoda; Chromadorea; Rhabditida; Rhabditidae. The record is from the annotation of a GenBank genome assembly.
AUGCAACUGCACACAAGCUGUUCAUUUGUAAGAUGGUGGAAGUUUGGACUUCGUCGGCUCAAGAAAGUAAGAUCGUAAUUGAGACAUUCAAUCUGGCUCUCUCCAGGCUCAAAUACCAAUUGUGGCCCGUAAUUGUUGCUCACGUACAGAGGGACGGAGGCUCACCUGCACAAGAAGAUAUUAGGUUACAAAAAGGCUGGCAGAUUGCCCAUUUAUCCUGCCCCAUGUAACCACCUCGGGCGGCUACAUAACGCAAACAAACACCGACGACGAGACAACCUGUCAUUACGGCAUCCGAUACGAGAGGAGGAGGCUAGUUGCCUCUUUCAUUUUCUGCACCAAAAAAAGUCUGAAUCUGAAUUGGACACCAGGUGAAACAAAUGACAAAAAAAAUGGUUCAACUGAAAAAAAUUGAAGGCGAAAGUAAGCAGUAUUUUCUUUUUCUUCUCAAGUUGGGUUUGGUUUGAAUACAGUUUUCUAGCUUUCGCUAAUUGGAAGAAAAACAAUCUCAAGAGUUCAUCGCAACGAGUAGCUUUUUUUCUUGAGGACACAAACGGAGCUUUUAAAAAACUCAGUACCGUGUAUGGUCUUAAAUAAUUUCUCUAAUGGAUUUUGAUGAAUACGAAGAGCAAAAAAAGAGAUAUCUCCCUUUGAUAGCGAGAUAAUUUUUUUAGAAUUCUACUGCUUGUUCGUUUUACUAAUUCAAAGAACUUAAUUUCACGAAAAAGUUUCAUUUUCAGACUCCCAUGUAGAAUUUAUAAUUGUGCGUGUGUUAAACUGUGAAAAUUUCUAAUAUCAUCAUAACUAGUGAAACUCCAAUCUUUAGCGGGCAGGAAGAAGGAUUUAUGACUUCUUUGUAAUCUAUAUUUUUUCAGUUGUGGAAUAACAGUUUUUCAGAUCCCUAGCCAUUUCUCGCGAAUAUUCCUGCAGCUCCGCCUCCUUCAAGCAACUAGCCAAUCAGCGGCCCUGAAGCACCCGUCUGGCCACGCCUCUGCAGAAUAG